Molecule: messenger RNA, 2540 nt
Organism: Exaiptasia diaphana
Lineage: Eukaryota; Metazoa; Cnidaria; Anthozoa; Actiniaria; Aiptasiidae
Product: CUB and sushi domain-containing protein 3
Exons: 8
Coding region: 321-2234 (637 amino acids)
Source: RefSeq, a predicted model, not a curated record
AAGUUACACUCUCAUAUAAACAUGGCGGAAGUGUGUAACUCUUCGACGUGAUUGAUCUGAAAURCGGAAAAUGUAGCURAWUUAGCURUAAUCGUCAAGAAAGUUGUCUUUCAAAACUUCAAGGAAACAACAUUCUUCGAUUUUAAGACCAUAAAGACCMAGAUCAGCCAUUUGAUUUGGUAGAAGAACUCGUUUUGGAUUGAUGUUCACUUGSGAGUCAGUGAAGUGUUACUUGUGUUUUUAGAAAUAUCCUCUAUUUCUUUUCGGUACUUUGUGCUAUAUUUUCACAAAAACUGGCUCUAACGACUACGGGUGAUAUAAUGAUAAGGAUUAUAUUCCCAAUCAGUGUUAUAUUGGCCGUCAUUUCUCAAGUUGCAAUUGUAAAUGGAUGCACUCUUCAAGUCAAAUUACCUCUGGUAAUCCUUGGCUAUAGGCCAGCAGACCACAAUAAGCUACGUUUUUCGAUAGGUGAUACCCUGAAGUUUAGAUGUUUCAGCCAACAUCAAAUCACGUAUAAUUUAACUGGACCACCAAAGAUACAAUGUGAAAGUAACAAUUUAUGGUCUUCCAAGCCUCCUAGAUGCAAAGCAACAUUGUGUUCACSCUCCCCUCCCACUGAUGUACCAAAUGCAAGUCUUCUCAGUAAAGUAAUAGUAGGCCAGAGCAAUAAGAUUGGGAAAAUAGCACACUAUAACUGCUCAGUUGGCUAUUCCUCUCCGUCCUUGGUAAAAGUCUGCCAGAAGAAUGGAUAUUGGCAGGGCAAUGUAAACUGCACCAGAACAGUAUGCUCUCGUCCAGUCCUUCCUAAUGGACAAGUUGACUACAAAUCUCUGUUAUAUGGCAGCAUCGCUAAGUACACUUGUCAUAAUGGCUAUGUAUUGUCUGGAUCUUCAACAAGAACAUGCAAUGGUCAUGGACAAUGGACUGGAACUCAGCCUUGGUGUUCUAAACUGUGUCCCAAACUUGAGAAUUUUUCAAAUGGGYAUUUUGUACCYGAUCGAYCAUCUUACAUGCCAGGGCAAAAAAUCACCUUUAAAUGUAUCAGUGAUAGGUAUGUUGUAAAGGGCUCAGCUGAGAAGACAUGUCAACAGGAUGGAACCUGGUCUGGAUCUUCCACCAAAUGUGUGAUCAACCAAUGUUUAGCUGUUGGUUCCAUUAAGAAAGGCAAAAUUGUAUACAGUGGACAACCAUUUAUAAUUGGUACUGAAGUCAGGUUUACUUGCUUUACUGGAUACAAACUAGUAGGCACAAAUAAAAGAGUUUGUCAACGUAAUGGCAUAUGGUCUGAUGGUCCAAAUCCUACAUGUAAAGCUGAAAUAUCAUGUGCAGAUCCUGGAGUGAUCACAAAUGGGAAACACUUUCCAGGAAGCCCACAAGGGAUCUAUGUUUAUGGCACUGUUGUGAAGUAUUCGUGCUCAUCUCAUUAUUACUUGUGGGGCAAUUCUACAAUGAAAUGUCAAAGUUAUAAMGGAUCGCCGUUUUGGACGAAUCCACCGCCCCGGUGUCUUACACUUACGGAGUUUAGUAGUAGAUGUCAAGAGAGUGGCAAGCACUUAAAAAAUGUUGCAAGUGGUUAUCCAGUGUGCGUAUCGAAUGUGCUCCCACACGUCAACGACGGCAGCCAAAGUCAUAGACAGCUAGACACGCUGACCAUAGUCACCGCGAGUGCAGGCUCAACAUUAGGUGCAUUAGUCAUCCUGCUAAGCAUCAUGGUCUUUGUUCGUCGCUUUCACCGCAAUCGCCGGUUUAGGCAUCAAAAUAUUCGUAGUCGUUUCUAUAGUGACGACGACCAUGUGACUUUGAUCACAUGCCCACGUGGAUUUCAUUUCUCUUUGCCAUCUUACGAUGAAGCAAUGAGUCAAGUUCAACGGGAUCCUCCGCCCUUUGACACUGUUGUUCAAGACAAUACAACUACUGUGAUCAAUAAUAACAUUAAUAUAACAAUGCCUUCAGAUGAGACUUCUAGAAACCGCGAUUCAGGUGGCUCUAGGACGCAUGACAGAACAAUCCUGCAAGUCUCCGCUGACCAGCAAGUAAACAUUGUGAAUAAUCCAAUGCCCAAUAACUCGCAGGGUGAAUUAAACACGAAUUCGACCAAUAACCAGGUUGGUAACUCGACCAGGAAUAGUGUCUCAUCGCAGGAGAGUAUUGCGAUAUCGGAGCCGCCUUCUCUAAGUAUAUCUGAAGAUGAGCAGUCGAUCAGCGAAUCGCAACCAUUGAUGGGUUCAAACUGAACAAUAGGUUUUGUAAAUAGGUAAUUGGCAUGUUAAAUGUCGUCACUUUAGUAAUUCAAACUUUGAUUAGUACGUUUGUAGAUAUAUUGCGCAUGUUUACUUUAAUAUCAAAUAAAGUGCAGUUGAUUUAAACAGUCUCGUUAGCCCUUCAAAAAGAAACAAACAAAAAAUGCUACAUUGUUUUUUUCCUGGUCCACGGUCAAGAUUAUAUUGAAUUAAGUAGGAAUAUUGACAUUGUUGUGUCAACUAUCAUCGAUUAUCAUACAUGUUCAAACAUCGAAUUAAAACAAUUGUUGCUUGUUAUUA